GGAAGGUCGUGGGGUACAGCUUUUGAGGUCCGCGGUAACAAGGAAGUAAUGGACGCACUGCACCACUUGAAUGUUCGUGAAAGCGUCCUUGGGGGAUACGACGUCCGUUUCGUCGAUUUCAAACUUAAAGACAGUUGCGAAUGCUUGACCGUGCUCGUGUUCAUAGCUACCCCGGAUAAUCCACAUUACAUGGGACCCGCCCCUCUCUCAACUAUGGCCAUUGAAAUCGCCAAGGCCCGUGGACAGAGUGGACUUAACAGCGAAUACGUCUUCAAGCUGGCCGAUUACAUGCGGAGAACAUUCCCCGACGUUGUCGACGAGCACCUAUUCCUGUUAGAAUCGUUGGUUCAGGAUUAUCUGCAGUACGGUUGUAAACAAUGCCAAGUAGAGGAUAGGACGUUCGAAAGACAACUCUGCGAUUACCAAGAACACGGUGAAAAUGUGCUCGUCACAGGUGCUUCCCGGUGAUGACCCCACCACUUCAAUAAAUCAGUCCGCUUACAUUAUUAGCCAGGGCACAGUCCCUCCAUAACUGCGAGGGGGACAGUGGUUUUCCGCGAUAACAACCAAACAAUUAUAAUUUUAGAUUUAUGAAACAUUUACAUAUAUACCAAGCUACUUUUAAGUUACGUUGUGCUUCCAGUGAUUCCAGGUGAUUUAUCAUUUUAAUUUCAAGAUUUAGAUUAGACCAUGUACAUUUAUGUGUAUAAUUAAAAUUAAUGGUUAUUUUGAAUAA
Molecule: messenger RNA, 736 nt
Organism: Saccoglossus kowalevskii
Lineage: Eukaryota; Metazoa; Hemichordata; Enteropneusta; Harrimaniidae
Product: putative glutathione-specific gamma-glutamylcyclotransferase 2
Biological process (GO): glutathione catabolic process
Cellular component (GO): cytoplasm
Molecular function (GO): glutathione specific gamma-glutamylcyclotransferase activity
Source: RefSeq, a predicted model, not a curated record